Molecule: messenger RNA, 1656 nt
Organism: Trematosphaeria pertusa
Lineage: Eukaryota; Fungi; Ascomycota; Dothideomycetes; Pleosporales; Trematosphaeriaceae
Exons: 2
Coding region: 149-1552 (467 amino acids)
Source: RefSeq, a predicted model, not a curated record
CUAGCGCCUUUAUCUCAGUUAUAAACCCCCAGCUGCCAGCUUUGCGCCUUCUCGGUGUUCCUAUCCUCCCCUAACAGCGUUCCGACAGCCCCCCAUCGACCAUCACUGACAUCACCUAUCGCGCCAACCGGCACCCACCCGCGUGAACAUGUAUCGCUCUUCUACAGGAAACCUUCCAUCGUUCGACGAUCCGCCCCGCGGCGGCGGCGGCCAGCGAUGGGAUCGUGACAGGUUCGAGCGCAUGAGCCGCAAGAACCGCGGCGACGACACGGAGCACUAUCGCUUCCAGGAGCAUGAUCGAUUUCCUGGAGGUCGCCGCGACAUUGACUUCCACGAAGACCACGAUCGCCGCGGCCCUCGCGUCAGUGAGCGCGAGCGCUUCCGGGAAGAAGAGCGCUUCGACAGACCCUCCCGUAGUCGCACCGACUUCUUCGACGAGCCGACGUCAUCCGAGAUAGCCAACCGCGCUCUUGCUCCCUACCGCCGGAAAUCUAUCGUGGAAAGAGACUUCGACCCCGCGCCGCGGAGGCCCGCCCGCCCACAGUACAUUCGCCGGCAAUCCUCCCUCGACACCUUCGACCGCCGUCCUCCGCCACGCUACGGCGACGUGGAGGGGGACGAAUGGAGACCGCCAGCCAACGUUCCCAUCCCCCUGCCAAUCCGAGGACGCCGUCGCUCGCCGUCCCGCCACUUCCACGAAGACGAUUUUGACGACGUGAGAUAUAGCGACCGUCAGCCCAGGCGAGAAGAAUACCGCGAUGUUGAGAUUUCCAGGUCAAAGAGCACCACGAGGAAGCGCCGAAGCCCUAGCCGAGCGUCCCGAAGCGCUCGAAGCGCCGCCCCCUCGUCUUUACGGAGCUCGUCCUCGUCAAGCUUCGAAGAAGUGUCUCUUGGUCGAGCCACCUGGGGCAGGAAGGGCAAAACCAGGCUGCCCAAGCGCUUGGCGAAGAAGCAGGCUAUCAUCGAGCUGGGCUACCCGUUCGAGGAAGAGGAUAACUUCAUUAUUGUCACCCGAGCGCUCGAGAAAGAGCACAUUGACGAGAUCAUCGAGGUCAGCGAGAGGUACAAAGAGCAGAAAACCACGUACGUUUACGAGGACAAGAGAUCAGCCAUAGAGGCCCCUCCACCGCCUCCUCCACCACCUCCACCAGACGUCAUGCACGCACCCCCGCCGCCUCCUACCGCUAUGCCCUCCUAUCACUCACAUUAUGCGCCUCCGCCACCCCCGAGCCACUACUCUCAAUCGGUCCGGAGCGCGUCGCCUACCCGCCACGAAGUCUACGAGGAACGGAUCGAAGAGUCAAACCACGUUAGCGGCCCGGUGACGGUCCUUGCCCCCGAGGACCAGCGCAUCGCCCGGACGGAGCGGGACAUGCGCUCCGAUCGAGAAAUCAAAAACGAGAUUCGAGCCUUGGAGGCUGAACGGCGGAUGCUGAGAUACGAGCGUGAGGGCGAGUACGAAAUUAUCGAGCGACGAGAGCCUCGCAGAGAGGUCGUCCGCGUCGACAAGGACCGAAAGGGUAGGUUAGCCCUUGUCCGCUCGACCUAUUAAGAAUGGAGUUGAUUUUCUGGAUAGUCCGCCGAGAACCGAAUCCCAAGCUGGUAGCUGCGAUGAUGUCCACGCUUACUUGAAUGCCGCCAUUUUGGUCCCACGUC